UGCAGGGGCCGUGGCCACAGCCAGCCCCUCCCAGUCUCCACCUGGAUAGACUCUAGUAUUUCUCAUUUUCUAUCUGUCUGACCACACACGAGAGAGUAAUUCUGAUCAUCCGACUCACGGACUGGUCAUGGCUAAUUCUGUCGUCUUUCAAGUAAUUGUUCGAGUUGCGCUUUCUCUCAAUGGAGAUUCGUCCAUACGUAGAACCAAGUUUAAGGUUAACACCAUAGGUUUCAGUAAUAAAUCAAUGUCCGGUUUCCAACAUUUUGACUUGAAAACAUCAAAUGGAAAAUCCAGGAGACACUUUGUUGUUUGCAUGUCUGUGCAACAAGCUACCCAUUACAAAGUGCCUGUUGCACCUUUGUCCCUAGAAGAUGCCAAAGAACCUCCAUUGAAUCUGUACAAACCGAAGGAGCCAUACACAGCAACAAUUGUUUCUGUUGAGAGACUUGUAGGGCCAAAAGCUCCCGGGGAGACUUGCCAUGUUGUUAUUGAUCAUGGUGGCGAUCUUCCUUACUGGGAAGGACAAAGCUAUGGUGUUAUUCCUCCUG
Cuscuta epithymum is the source of this 548-nucleotide messenger RNA. The record is from the annotation of a GenBank genome assembly. Lineage: Eukaryota; Viridiplantae; Streptophyta; Magnoliopsida; Solanales; Convolvulaceae.